AAGUCGAAAUUAAAAAUAUAGAGAUGUAAAUGUGAAUUCGUAAAAGACGGCGGCUCUCAUGGAGCUACUGCAGAGACAAAGCAGGUCGUAUCACCCAAGUAAGUCAUAUAAAUGAUUAAAUUACAAGAAUUAAAUGAUUAAAUGAAGAUUAAAUUUCAUGCAUACUGCAGAUGUGAAUGAAUUGCAGUAGUCUAUACUGUACAAUUUACAUUUUCUUUAUGUUUAUAAUAUUCUGUACUGUUCUAUAGUGAUUUCAUUAACUGUAUACUACAGUACUAUGUGGGUGUACACGAGAAUGCAUAUCGCAGUCUGUUAACUGUAUGAUAAGUAUGCACUAUUACCUAAGGCAUUAUUGUUACCUAGGUGAUUAUUUAUACAUUUUAAAAUGUUUAUGGUUGGGCAAUGUUUAAGAGAAAGAACCGUAGGCGCUUAGGAGGCUAUAGUUCUCGCCCUGGAACGUUGGUCAGAACGCAUGACAGGAGCCGAGGCAGUUAUCAAUUUGACUUAUUUACUGAAAUUCUUCAACAGCACAGACAUACAUUUCCAAUUGUACAGUGUGAUAGCAGCUCAGCUUAUUAUGUAUGUUUUCAUAGAGUAGUGGCGUGAAUGUGUGGCUGCAAUAAACAAAAUAACAGUUUACUUGUACUAUAAAACAACAAACGAGAUUACAGGUUAACUAAAGCAUUGCUCCUUAUAAAGGCAUAUAAACUUAGCAUUAUGGCUGUCUCAUAACUCGUAAAUACAAUGCUCUUAAGUAUAAAGUGUUAAAAACAAAUAACCAAUAACCGUUUAAAUAAUAAAACAAUGUCUAAAUAGCAGGCAUAAGAAGUCAGCAAUGGCGUUAAUCAUUUAGUACUAAUGCCACAGGAUUAUAUGACAUUAUACACAUUUCCUAUAAAUUAAUUUCCUAAUGAAAUACUUAUUUGUUCCUAAAUAUACACGUCAUCAACAUUUAACAUAAAGGGAACAAUAAUAAACGCACUUUUCUCAAAUGGACGCACACAAUUCGUAACAAACACCACAAACUCUGCACCGCAACUUUCCGACGAUCUUUCCAGUCAGAGUGCCUCAGUUAAUGAGAUGCGGAUUUCUCACGUGCACAAUCAAUGCUGGCAGGUCCUUCAAAGACAGCUAGAGGGCACCAAAGCCAUAUCUUUGUAGCAGUGUUGGGAGUAGUUGAGGUUGAGAUUGUGUUUUGGUAAUGCUUACUGCUCUGCUCCUUGUGGACAGCAUGCGAAAGACAGUAUAUUUUAUAGUUUAAAUUUAUUUGUAUUUAAUAAAAUUUUCUAAGGCAGCGCAGGUCAAAGUUAGUUAUAAAAACAUGACGACAAUAACAAAGUUAAUGUUUUGCUGAUGGAUAGCAUGAAGCAUAUGUACUGCAAUGUGCAAAGGAACAAUUUUAUGUAGCUCAGUACAAAUACCGUAUUGUCCCGAAUAUGCAAUUUUUACGAAAAUGCAUAUGAAUAUGAAACGUAUUGAAGAAUGUGGACAACCGAAGUCCCUUUGGCUUAUGAAAAGUUUUUUUUUUUUUUUAAAUUAAAGCUUCUUUAUAAAAGACAAGAGUUGGUCUUCAAAAAGCUUUAUUUUUCAAAAGGUACACAUUGAAAUGGGGGAUCGUAUUCAGGGUUGUCUUAUAUUCAGGACAAUACGGUAUGCAUAAUUGAUUGUCGAAAUGCGUCAAGUGUCAGGAUGGCCAAUCAAAUCAAAGAUGGAAUGGCUUUACUUUUCACGGAGACAUGUCUAGGCUUUAGGUUUAAUGAUCAGAAAGUGUACGGGAAGAUGAUGGAAGACCUUUGUGACUUUUUGAAGUCAAGAAAUGUUUCUAAGGACAUCAUACAGCGAAUGCAACAGGAUAAGAUUGAUUGCAGUGUCUUACAGCUUAUGACAGAUGACCAGCUGAAGGAAUAUCUGCCUUCCUAUGGUGACCGACUGGCUGUUCAUGGAUACUGCAGGAGAAAAGAAAAAGAUCCCACUGGCCGAAAAUCUAAACUUUUUGAUAGGUUGAAAACCAGGCUAGCAAGAAGCACAGGCGAUGCUGACAAUGCAUGUGAUAAAAGAACGGUAAAAAAUGCUCAAAAGAAUAUGCAAAAAAUUGAGAUGGGAUGGAUGCAUUUUCGUGAAGGGAAAUUUACUCAAGUUCGAACAAAAAAAGGUGGGGGUACACGGAAGAUUUCUGUGUCAAAAGACUGUAGAAAAAGUGAGUUGCUCGAAAAGGCUGCUGAGUUGUUUUUUCCUGGUGAGAAGUGUUCAGAAGGAAGCAUUGCAGAUUUUGUGGUCGAUAUAACAGAUUUUCAGGAGCAGGCAAUAGAUGAACAGAUCACAGUUGGAGAACUUUAUGAUCAGACCAAAUUACCAGUCUUACGUUUUUACUUGACAACCAGGAAGAAAGUCAUCGCUAGUGACACACACUCAGACUUCGACAGUGGAACAAUUGAACAGGGAGGAGAAAACAUGCAAGAUGAAAAUGUAGAGUCAGACAUUAUAUAUGUGGGAAGUAGCAGUGUUCUUGCAACAGGCAGUGUUUUAGUGACUGACUCCAUAACAAACAUGACUGAUGUAUCAAGUGAGAUUGAGAUUGAUACAGCUUGGCAGCCAUAUGUGCACAGUUUGGAUGAUAGUAGCAUUGUAACAUUCUCCACAGGACACAUCUCUGGGAUUGAAGACACCUUACUUGAUGACACCUUACCACUCUUAGAGGAAUCAGAAUCUUUGCCUUCUCCAGCUGAUAACCCACCAGAGCCCACUGUUCAGAACCAAAAGAGGAAGAGAAUUCUUGUCAUCCAUCGUGGUCAGGUCCUUCAAGAGCUUAUUGCACAUUUUUGUGAAAAAAGUGUGUUAAUGGCGGACAUAUCCAUGAAAGUUAUUCUUCCUGAUGGACGGCUGGAAAAUGCUGUUGAUGAAGGCGGUGUUUUGAGGGAUGUGCUUUCAGAGUUUUGGAAUGACUUUUACGAGCAAUGUACUUUGGGAAAUAGUUUUAAGGUCCCUUAUCUACGACAUGACUUUGGUCAACAACAGUGGGAAAGCAUUGGCAGAAUCCUUGCAUUUGGCUGGCAAAAAGAGAAGUACAUGCCUGUAAAACUAGCACCUGUAAUGCUGGAGCAGGCAGCCCAUGGAUGUGUCACAACAAGUCUUGUGGACUGCUUUCUCAAAUAUGUUCCAGAAGCAGAUAGAAUGAUCCUAGAAUCAUGUCGUUCACAUUUUGAAGAUGUGGACAAGGAUGAGCUGUUCGAGGUCCUGGAUCAUCAUAACUGUCGAAGAGUCCCAACAGCAGAUAAUGUUGAGCAGCUCUUGGAGGAGCUAGGACAUCAAAAACUGAUUCAGGAACCUGCAUUUGUGAUAGAGCAGUGGCAUAAUGUUCUUGCACCUUUGAGAAUGGAGUUCCAGGACAUUACAGCUGCCUAUAAUGAACUACAUCCAACAUCAAGAAAGAUCAUGAAAUCAAUAGUCUAUCCUGCUAUGAUGAAUGAACAACAGAAACACAGUGGCAGGUAUCUAAGUACAUUUCUAAGAGAAUCAGAUGUACAACACCUCUCCCUCUUUCUUCGGUUUUGCACCGGUUCAGAUUUGUUUCUUGGAAAGACCAUCACUAUUAGCUUCACACAGUUAGAAGGCUUUGAGAGACGGCCAAUUGCACACACAUGUGGCUGCUACCUGGAGCUUCCUGUGAGUUAUGAUAACUACCCAGAAUUCCGUCAUGAAAUGAACAAAGUGUUAGAGAGCAACAUAUGGGUCAUGGACAUAAUCUAGUGAAUUUAGAUUUUCCAUGAGAAAGGAAUUUAUGUCGCAUCAACAGCAUAAUUGAUGUCACAAUAGACUUCAUUUUAUUUUACAUUUAUUUUUUUCAUAUACGUUUUCAUUUCUGUUAACAUUCUCACUGAGGCACAGGAUUUGAAAUGGUGUUUUUGUCAUUUUUGUUACAAAGUUUUACAGUAAAUUGCCUCAUUUAGGUCCAUGAAAAGAAGCUUUUGAUGUCACCAUAGACAACAUUUUAUUUUACAUUUAUUUUUUCAAGAUUUUUUUUUACAUCUUUAAAUUUUCAAAUAUACAUUUCUAUUAACAUUCUCACUGAGGCACAGGAUUUGAAAGGGUGUUUUUUUUUUGUUACAAAGUUUUACAGUAAAUAGCCUCAUGUAGGUCCAUAAAAAAGAAGCUUUCAAUGUCACAAUAGACUUCAUUUUAUUUUACAUUUGUUUUUUCAAGAUGUUAUUUGCAUCUUCACAUUUUCAUAAGAAGUAUACAUACCCAGUUUCUGUUAACAUUCUCAUUGAGUCACAGGAUUUAAAAGGCAAAGGGCUUUUUGUCAUUUAUUUUACAAAGUUUUUGAGUAAAUUGCCUCAUUUAGGUCUAUAAAAAGAAACUUUCCCUUUGAAGUACACACUGAACAAAGGUCAUUGAAAUGAUAAGUUUUUCAGUUUAAAUGUCCUUCAGGUUUUCUAGUAUUCUCAUGAUCACUGUUCUGCCAUGUCUACAGUUUAAGCAUGCUACAGUUUAUGUUUUCUUCAGCAAUGAUGAUGUUAUUUUGUGACAGUUGAUUAAACCAUUCCCUGGUUGAAAGA
Misgurnus anguillicaudatus (oriental weatherfish) is the source of this 4556-nucleotide messenger RNA. The record is from RefSeq and is a predicted model, not a curated record. NCBI's taxonomy places the organism in Eukaryota, Metazoa, Chordata, Actinopteri, Cypriniformes, Cobitidae.